AUGGCUGCACUGCCUUCAGUACCAUAUAAUCCAUCCCAGUAUACUCUAAAGGGAGUGCUGUGUGCAUCUGAAACCAGUUACUCCAUUUCCUUUCUGGGGAUUGAUGCCCAUGGUGUUGACUCCAUCCACGUGUUCGUGACGUUUCUCUGGCUCUGCCUGCUGUUCUGGUUGGGGCCUGUCAAAGCCAGGACCCUGGGGUACUACAGUCACAACCCCGUCCUCGGAGACCAGAGUCACCCCAAGCUGGAUGAAUCUUCCUGCAAGGAUAUUGCCAAUGCUUUGUCCCUGGUCAACAUGAUCCUAGGGAUCUUCUCCAUCUUCUGCAGCUUCUACAGGAAAUCCCACUGUGCCUCCUGGCUGCUUCUCAUCAGCUUCUUAUUAGACAUGGCAGUUGGGACGAUGACCAGGCAGCUCAGCAUAUGCUGCAGAUCAGGAGCUGAGCUGAACGACUUUGCUGUCUUCACCACCUUUGGCCUGGCCUCAGCCCUGCUCCUAGGGGUGGACGGGCCUCUCAGUGGCCUCCUGGCCAUCAUGUAUGUGUUAGCUACUUCUUUCCGCCUGUGCUUUUUUACAACUGGAGUUCCCCUCAUAUACAAGGGCCUACCCUGCCCCUAUGCUUCCUGUGUUUUGGCCUCCACCUCCCUUCUGACCAAAGGCAACACAUUCAUUCUUUGCUGUGUGGCCUCGCUCAUGAUUCUAUUUAUGAUGGACCAGACCUACUAUCCCCAUGAAGAAAUCUUGGAGUCAAAGAACUGGAAGAAAAUGGUUUAUCUGGGGGGUGUCAUCAUGCUGUUUUUGUCUCCGUUCUCUCUGACUCCUUUUUACUGCCUGAUGUGGUCCAUCUCCUACAUCUUCUUUCCAGAUUCUCUAUGGGGAAAGACCACUUGUCUUAGGCUACGGCACCGAAGAAACGAAACAGCUCUCCCCACUUCACAGCAUGUUGGCCAAGCCUUGCCUUAG
Messenger RNA from Chrysochloris asiatica (Cape golden mole), 960 nucleotides. RefSeq lists its product as uncharacterized. The coding region runs from base 1 to 960 and encodes 319 amino acids. Lineage: Eukaryota; Metazoa; Chordata; Mammalia; Afrosoricida; Chrysochloridae. The record is from RefSeq and is a predicted model, not a curated record. The transcript has 7 exons.